GAGAUUUGCAGCGCACAUACUCCAUCCAGUAUAUAUACACGCUUACGUACAAGACGAAUAUACAGUUGACAUACAUAUACAGAUACACAUAAUGAAUUUUAAAAAUAAUGACGCAAAUAGCAUGCUAUAUACGCUCGCAGCGAAAGUGUUGAAGCAAGCGAGCAAAAAGGAAGGUACCGUCAAAUCACUCUGCUUGCAAAACGGCAGCGAUUCAAAAAUGAAGAAGAAUCUCUACGCACUCGUAUGCGAGUCACUCAAGUACAGCGACGCAAUCAGAGAGAUUGCGCACAUGUCUGGGUUUCCUAAGAAAGAACCACAAAUAGGCGAGUGGCAAGGUAUAGUGAUCAUAUACGACCACUUAUUCGGCAAGAAAGGCCUGAGAUGUGGGGGAGUUUACAAGCAGGCAAUAGUCAGGCAAAAAAGUGCGUUGAAUACUAGCUUGACCAAGUUAAAGGUGAAAAGGCGGAUAAAAGAUAAUGUAGAACUCAUACCUGAGAGUGUGCGAAUAGCAGAUUUGAUGCCGAGAUAUGUGCGCGUAAACCUGAUUAGGAUGUCCGUCGAGGAAGCGAUGCAGACGUUCCAAACAGAGGGUUUUAUGCUUGUUUCUUCAGAAACAAAUCCAGCUGAGCUUAGGUCGAGACAAUUCUACCGAGACCCGCACAUAGACGAUGUGUUGGCGUUCGCUCCGAAAACAGACUUCCACGCACAUACACUGUACCUUAACGGAACCAUCAUUCAGCAAGACAAGGCGAGUUGUAUGCCCGCCAAAGCUCUCAAUCCACCUCCGGGCUCUACCGUCAUUGACGGUUGUGCUGCACCAGGCAAUAAAACAAGCCAUCUGGCAAGCAUCAUGGGCAACAAAGGCACCAUAUUCGCAUUCGACAAAGACGCACGGCGGUUGAAAACACUGGUCAAAUUGACAGGAUUAGCGGGUGCAUCAUGUAUCAAAGCUAGACAUCAGAGUUUUCUGGAUGUCGACCCGUUGGAUCCUACGUAUGCGGACGUAGAAUACAUCCUCCUGGACCCCUCGUGCUCGGGUUCGGGCAUAGUCAGCCGAUUGGACCAAUUGAUCGAUAACGAUGACGAUACAAUGAGCCAAGACUACCAGGAACGAUUGGACAACCUGAGGCAAUUUCAGGAGACUGUGUUGCUGCACGCCUUUACAUUCCCUCGGGUGAAGCGGGUGAGCUACUCUACGUGCUCCAUACACGAACAAGAAAACGAAGUGGUUGUAGCCAACGUUCUAGCCGCAAACGAGAACUUCCGAUUGAACACAGCACUUCCGCAAUGGCCCCGCCGUGGAUGUCCUGGUUUGAUCACUGGUCGUGAACGAGGUGCCGAGUGUGUGGUUCGUGUGUUACAAGAAAUGGAUUUCACCAACGGAUUCUUUGUCGCGGUGUUUGAGCGGAAGCCUGCGGGAAGGAUAGAAGACGGAUACGAAACAGGUAGUACAAAAGGGCAAGGGACAAAUAUAGGUGUAGGGAGAUCUAGUGGUGGAAGUGAGAGUGCGUACACAAACGAACAUGGUUUCGUGAAGCAAGAGGAGACUGUGGAGGCACAAACAGAUAAUGGCGCAACAGCGGUCAGUAUAACGAAGAACGCGAAGAAGAACCUGAAGAGGAAAAUCAACCGGAAGAGAAAAAAAGCCGCCGCACAGCCUACGGACACCGUAUAAAUUGAUUAAAAGGCUU
Molecule: messenger RNA, 1691 nt
Organism: Sphaeroforma arctica JP610
Lineage: Eukaryota; Ichthyosporea; Ichthyophonida
Exons: 6
Coding region: 92-1675 (527 amino acids)
Biological process (GO): rRNA base methylation
Cellular component (GO): nucleolus
Molecular function (GO): methyltransferase activity
Source: RefSeq, a predicted model, not a curated record